Messenger RNA from Brassica rapa (field mustard), 2829 nucleotides. Its product is annotated as ethylene-responsive transcription factor ERF021. Lineage: Eukaryota; Viridiplantae; Streptophyta; Magnoliopsida; Brassicales; Brassicaceae. Gene Ontology annotation, biological process: regulation of DNA-templated transcription. The record is from RefSeq and is a predicted model, not a curated record. Gene Ontology annotation, molecular function: DNA binding; DNA-binding transcription factor activity.
AUUAAGUCUACUAAAUUAGGAAUCCAGCUGCAAUUCACCACCGCUUCUAUUCAUGUAUACAUCUCUCUUUCUCAUCAUGGUCGUCUUUAGGUAGCCCAAUCACCAUCUUCCGUUGUUGAAAACCAGACUUUUUUUUUUCUAGGAAAAAAGUUAGUAGCAAAUUAAAUUUUACUCUAAUGUAUCAAGAAGGUAUGUGCUGGUUGUGUAAUGAGUCAAAGCUUACAUCAUUGAACUUUUUACGAAGAGGAAAGUUUUGAGGUUUGAUACAUUGUUUUCCCUCAACGCGUAAACCCCCAUCCUUAGUGCUUAUGCUGAGGAUGCCACAUAGUACAAACUACUAAGGAAAAACAAACAAACAGCAAAAGGGAAAGGAAAAACAUCCAUCAGAUUUGGAUAACUGUUUUCGAUUUGAUUAGAGUAUUUUUUAUAACUACACCUUUUAUCAAAUCAGAUAAAUAAGACAAAGAUGAAGUCGGUGGUCUAAAGUCACACCUUUUUUGUUAGUAAUAAAGUUCUUUUAUUUUUCCUUAUUGAAAAUUCAUCUGCUCUGUCUCCUUUCACCUUAACGUUUUAUCUGCUGUCUUUCCCGAAAGAUACAAAACGUUUCUCCUUUUCAGACCAAGACCAUUACCUCCUACGCUCCCUUGUAAAGCAAAUAGUUAUGUGAUUGAUUAUUACUAUUUCUUUCCAGUUAAACAGAAACAAAACUUAACUGAACUAUUAUUAAUGGAACCUGAAAUAAAUUUUGGGUGACAAACUGAUUUAAAAAAAAACAGAAACAAAAUUUAUUUGAACCCGAAAUAUUAUUAACGAACCCAAUCCAACUAUAAAUAUGCUUGAAGUUGAAGUAUUAUUAAUCGAACUCAAAAUAAAUUUGCAUCCGAAAUAAUUUUUAAACAGAGAUCAAAUAUAUCUGAACUCAAAGUAUUAUAAACUGAAACCAAUCCAAGCAUAUACAUAAAUGAAACUUAAAAAUGGAACCAGAAAACCUGAGCUAAACCUGAAAAGAUAUCCGAAAACCAGGUGCUACAAAAGAAAAAAUUACAAACGAUUUUUUCUUUAUUUUUUAAUUGACUCCGUAGAGAGUUUGGGAGUUUAUUUUGUUACAAAAAGAAGAGGGAACUGCCACUGCCAGUGAAUUUAUUAUUCUUGUUGAAUUGACCCUGGAAGAGUACAUGAACCAAUGAACUUUGACAUUUGUUUGAGGAUAAAUCCACUUUCUCCACCAACCAUUAGCAUCACAAGUUAUGGAAUGUAUCACAUGAGGGUCCACAGGUGAUGCAACAAAACCGCGUCUUCUAUAGCAAAAAUCCAAACUCAUCCACUCUCUACUACUUCCAUUUCUUCAGUACACUUCUUUUUCAAUUUUAAAACACAACCCAGAUUCUGACUCCUCCCUUUAGAUUCUAAUUAUUAUAAUCAUGAUAUUACUAUUUAAGUGAAUCUACAGUAUCUCCAUUUGAGAAAUAACACUUGUUAAAUCCACAAACCACCUCUGAAGUUUCCAGGAAGCUACACUUUUUAAAGCCUUGAGAUAUUAUAAAACAUGUACACGCUUUAUCUGCUGUUUUAAGAUGAUACGAAUCCACACCUAUAAAUAAAACUGCAAACGUUGUUAACAUUCCAACAUCAUAAUCCAAGUAGGUAAAUUACAAAAAAGGUAGAAACAUUUUGAGACACAUCUUGCUUUUGUGUGUGUUAUGUCUGGUCUUAGUGAUUCCAUUAACAAUGGACGAUAUGAUGGUCAAGCUGGUAUACCCUCUGUCUACAGAGGAGUCCGGAAGAGGAAAUGGGGCAAAUGGGUGUCUGAAAUCCGCGAACCGGGGACCAAGAACCGUAUCUGGCUAGGUAGCUUCGAGACUCCUGAAAUGGCUGCAACCGCCUAUGACGUUGCAGCAUUCCAUUUCAGGGGACGAGAGGCUCGUCUCAACUUCCCUGAGCUCGUCGGCAGCCUGCCACGUCCUGCAGACUCGAGCUCGGACAGCAUUCGCAUGGCGGCUCAUGAGGCAGCACUCUGUCUCAGACCAGAACCGGUGGAGUCAGACAUGCAUGUGGACACUUCAAGCUCUUCCAACGCAGGUCCAACGAUGGUCAGGCUCUCGCCCAGGGAAAUUCAAGCGAUCAACGAGUCAACUUUGGGGUCUCCUACCAUGUUGAUGCAUUCAACAGAUGACUACUCAAUGGGGUUUGCUAAUUAUAUGGGGAUGAAUGUUUGGGAUACAUACCAUACUGACUCCCUUUGGGACGCUUAAAACCAGAAGAGUUUCUACAGCUCAAUAUUGAGUUCAUAACAGCUUAAGUUACUAGCCUAGACUGCUUAAGUAUUAGGGUUUAGUUUCUAGAAUCAAGAACAAGGGUUGUUGAUUCUGACGUUAGAGCAAAGAAUAAAGUUCAUUUGAGUUAUGGAGGGAAGGACACUUGUAUUCUUCUAAAGGAACAGAUGAGCUUGAUGGGUCCCAGAUAUGGACCUCUUCACCAAUAGUUUCAAAUUAAAUAGUUUGGUACUAAUAGACACAUAGCUUCUAUUUAAUAAGCUGUGUUACAGAUUGUGAGGUGUGACUAAUUUUUUAUUUUUUAUUUAUUUUCAGUUGUUUAUUACCUCUUUUGCUUAUGUAAUUCAAUAUGAAUUGUAGUUUAGUAACCUGGAUUUGGUUUGGUAUAUGUAUGGAUUCCUGAAAACUAUAAUAUAUUUUUUUAUUCUAACUAAUCUUAUGAAAAGAAAAUCUACAUUUCAUUACUGCAUGACUUUUUUACAAAUUGAUCAAGUUGUAAUUCUUCCAUUUUCAAAACCAGUACAUACAAUAACUCCAAGCUAUUGCAAAAAAAAAA